UGACCCGGAAAAGGUUUCUGAAAGCCGCCGCGCUGUGUUGUUGUGAAGUGGAGGGACCGACGACGCUAUCCAAAUGAAUUGUGAAGAUGGCUGAAUUUGGACCAGAUUCCGGGGGAAGAGUAAAGGGAAUUACCAUAGUCAAACCCAUCGUUUUCGGCAACGUUGCGCGCUACUUCGGGAAGAAAAGAGAAGAAGAUGGGCACACGCAUCAGUGGACUGUUUACGUCAAACCCUACAGAAAUGAGGACAUGUCUGCUUAUGUCAAAAAGAUACAGUUCAAACUCCAUGAGAGUUAUGGAAACCCACUACGAGUCGUGACAAAACCUCCGUAUGAAAUUACAGAGACUGGUUGGGGUGAAUUUGAAAUCAUCAUCAAAAUAUUUUUUAUUGAUCCAAAUGAGCGUCCGGUCACUCUCUACCACCUACUAAAGCUUUUCCAGUCUGACUCCAGUGCCAUGCCCAAAAAGACUGUGGUGUCAGAGUUCUAUGAUGAAAUGAUCUUUCAGGACCCCACUGCUAUGAUGCAACAGCUAUUGAACACCACUCGACAGCUCACUCUGGGAGCCUACAAGCAUGAGACUGAGUUUGCGGAGUUGGAGCUGCGCACUCGCGAGAAGAUGGAAACGGCCAAGAAGAAGACGAGCCAGGAGAUCACAGAGCUGAAGGAGAGGCUGAAGGCCAGCCGGGAGACCAUCAACUUCCUGAAGGGGGAGAUCCGCAAACUGGAGGAGGACGACCAGAUCAAGGACCACUGACCAGAAGAUGAUGGGGCUGGAACAUCGAUAUGAACACGGGAUUGGGGUUGGGGUUGUGGGUGGGGUGGAGGGACGGGGCUGCUACUGAGCUCUCUGCAUUUUCCUGAACCUGAAGACAUUUGCAACUUUCACAUUAGCAACCAAAUGAGUUAUGACUGGCAACAAUACUUUGGAGAAAUGCAGCUCUGGCUGGUUGAAACAAUCAACCAGCAACUUCUUUAAGGGGGAGAUCUGCAAACUGACCAGAUCAUGGAUCACUGACUACAAAAAGAAAUAUGGGGCUGGUGACCUCCAUUAGAUCCUGUUGGUAUUCCAAGAAGUUGGUUCUUGUUGUAAAUCAGGUUAAACGAACCUGGAAGCAGUGGUAAAUUGCUUACCGUAAUUAAAAAGCCUGGAGAACUCAUUGUCUUAAACAAAUUACACCUUAAUAGUAGAUUUACUGUCGCCUGUAGAUUAAGUUAGCCAAAUGUAUCACUUAACCACGUUCUUUGAAGCCCACAGGUGUCCAUCUCUCAACCAUAAUUGCAAACUGUAAUCUGAACUUUAUUUGUUGCCAACCAUGCCAACCAAUUAAGUGUCUAAGUUGACUUAGUGUCCCAACAGCAGCUGGAUGGCAGAUGUUCCAGGAGGGGUAGUUUUUGCAAUUUUUCGUUUUUUUUCUCUCCCUUUUUUACCUCUUGUUUGUUUGCUAUUUUAAGUAAGCUGAUUUUUUUUAAUAAAGUAAAAACAAGAA
Molecule: messenger RNA, 1488 nt
Organism: Engraulis encrasicolus (European anchovy)
Lineage: Eukaryota; Metazoa; Chordata; Actinopteri; Clupeiformes; Engraulidae
Gene: yeats4
Product: YEATS domain containing 4
Exons: 9
Coding region: 87-755 (222 amino acids)
Biological process (GO): regulation of DNA-templated transcription
Source: RefSeq, a predicted model, not a curated record